AACUAUUCAUUUGCUCUACUACCUACCUACCAUAUACAUUAGGACAUAAUAUAAUUUAUAUACAUCAAAUGUAAAGAAUUUAUAAAACUAUGAUAACGUUCUUUUAUGAUAAGGCAGCCAAAUGCCUUACUGCAGGGAAGCGCUCGUUCGAAUAUUGAUGUGUUAUCAAUAAAAACGGCGGUUACAAAAUGAUUGAUAACGGUAAUAAAUUAUCUUUCGUUGAAUAUUACGCUGUCAGAUCGCGCUAUAGAUGCUUUCAUACUCCAUGUUAUGUUGUUCGGUUUAACGGUUUUUUUUCGUCGUCGACUGUUCAUUAUAGUGCGAACAUUGAGUACUGCGAAAUGACAUUGUAAAUUUUUAGUAAAUUCAAAUUUGUGGCCGUGUUCUUUAACUAUGGUGAUAUUAGCAGAUUAAGAUAUUUAAAUCCUUGAUUACUUUUCGAGUGAAAAUCGGCCGUCACAAUGGAACCAGCUGCGGAAUCAAUAUCUGUACGGUCUAUGCGCCUUAAUGAUAUGCUCGCAGGUCCGACCAUAAUGGCCACUUCGUCUUUGAACAAAGAAUUAUUGUUCGAUGCGUUCAUACUGCUGUUUGAUGAGUGCAACAACGAAUUCAUGAAAACAAAUUCGAUUAUUGCUAACUUUGUAAACAAAUUUAAAAUGAUUAUACCAGAGUUAAAGUCUCUUAGAGUCAAUCGUUAUGAUUUUGAAUCUAAACAAGUAAUCGGCAAAGGACAUUUUGGAGAAGUUGAAUUAGUCACUGAAAGACAUACCAAAGAUGUUUUUGCCAUGAAAGUGUUAAAAAAAGAAAAUCUGCUUAACAAACGAGAUAUUUCUUUUUUUGAAUAUGAAAGAGAUAUUAUGGUUUCUUCAAGCUCUCCCUUUUUAACAAAAUUACAUUAUGCUUUUCAAGAUUUUAAAAAUCUCUACCUUGUCAUGGACUAUCAUCCUGGGGGUGAUUUUGCCAAUUUAAUUGAUAAAUUUAAUGGUUCAUUGCCAGAAGAAAUGUCAAAGUUUUAUAUUGCAGAACUCUUAUUAGCAGUUAAACAUUUACAUACUAUGGGAUUUGCUCAUCGUGAUAUUAAACCUGAAAAUAUGAUGCUGGAUCGUGUUGGACAUUUAAAAUUAGUUGAUUUUGGUUCUUCAGCAAAACUCAACCGUGAUGGAAAAAUAUGCACUCGUAUGCCUGUUGGUACAUCUGAAUAUUUAGCACCUGAAGUUUUAUUAUUUAUGCAAUCAAAUUUAAAGACUAUGGAUGGUUAUGGACCUCAAUGUGAUUUGUGGUCCGUUGGUAUUGUUGCGUAUGAAAUGGUUACUGGAGAUACACCUUUUAAUUCAGAGCAACAAGCUGUUAUUUAUUCAAACAUAUUAAAAUUUGACAAUAUAGUAAAGUAUCCUUCUUUACAGAAAAUAUCAUCAUCUUAUAAACAAAUGAUUGAAUGUUUGGUAUGUCAUGUAGACAAAAGAUUUACUGUUGAUAUGAUGUUAGAUUUGGAAAUUUUUUCAAGAAUAAAUAUCAACACUCUACAAGAUCAAGUUCCCCCAUAUAUUCCAUCACUUUCAUCUGAUAAUGAUGUUUCUAAUUUUCCAAUACAUGAACGAGUGUGUCCAGCACUUAAUAUAAACGACUUAAAGAAACAAAAACAAUUUUCUGGUAGAGAACUUCCAUUCAUUGGCUUUACUUAUAGCUUGCAAGUAUCAAAGCGAAACCAAUCAUAUUUUAUGUCUAAUAACCCUGAACUAGAAAUAUCUAUUAGAAAUAAACGAAAAGAAUUAGAGGAUGCUCAAGUUUUGAUUCAGGCUUAUGAGGAAAAAUUAGCAGAAUAUGAUGAAUUAUUUGCUGAAAAUGAAAAAAAGAUUAAAAAGAUGGAAGAAGAAAAUGUUGUAUUACAAGUAGAUGUGACUUCUUUGAGUAGUGAAUUAGGUAGAUUGACUAAAAUUAGUGAAACUAGUGACACUAGUCAUGAAGAUAUUAAUACUAUAGAAAAAAAACAAGCAGAAAUGGUUAAAAAUGAGAUUGAUAAAUGGGAAAUUAAAACAAUGAAUGAAUUAUAUAAUAUUGAAGAAUUAAAAGUACAAAAUGAAGAUUUACAAGCACAGAAUACAGAAUUACAAUCACAAUUAUCUAAACAUCAAGAAGAUAUUAAACGUUAUCAAACCACAGAAAAUCAGCUUCAAAAAAAAAUUUUAAAGUAUAAAUCAAAACUGAGGCAUAUGGAACGACAUUCGAAACAAUUAACUGAAGAAAACAAUAUUGAUAAUCAAGUUGCUACAUUAAUGAAUGAAAUAAAAAUUAAAGAAGAUGCUUUUGGCGUUGAAAAAAAUCAAUUAAAUAUUGAUAAUCAAAGUCUUAAAAAAAAAAUUCUUGUCAUGGAAAAAGAUUUAGAUAAUUUGAAUUCAAAAGUAUCUGAGUUUGCUAAAAAAGAAGCUGCUAUGAUUUCUGAACAUAACAACAAAUGUAAAAUAAUGUCAAUUGAUUUUGAAUCUAAAUUAAAUUCUUUUAAUCAAGAAAAAGAUAAAGAAAUUGAAAAGUUACAUGCUAGAAUAGCCCAGAUGCAACAACAAUUUAGUGAAUCAUUAAUCUCAUUUGAAAAACAUGAAACUGCUAUUUCUACAAAAGAAAAUACUGAAAAAGAGUUUGAAUCUGAAUUAAAAAAUCGAGAACAGGAAAUUCGUGAUUUAAAAUUAGACUUAAGGAUACUACAAAGAAAAUUGAAAACAAGUGAAGAUACUAUUAUAAGUUUAAGAGAAUACCACAAAGAUUCAAGAAAUAAUUUCAAACAGGAAAUCGCUAAAAUCCAAGAAGAAACUAAUUUGCAGAUAAAAAAUAAAGAUAAUGAAUUGACAACACUAAAGGAUAAUAUUGAAAAUCUCAACAAAGAUUUAGAAUCGUUACAGUUAAAACUUGAAAAAGAAAUAGCUGAACGUCAAAGACUAGAUGGAGAAUUAUCUAAGUUAAAUAAUGAAUCAAAGAUUUGGAAUAGUGAAAAAUCUGCUCUUGAAAGACAAAUUUUAGAGUAUAAAACCAAAUUUAAUAAUAGUGAAAGAAAUAUUAAGACAUUACAAGAUCUGAUUACAGUUCAAGAUGAGCAACUUGAGGGAUUUGAAGAUACCAUUUUGACAUUAAAAAAUAAAGAAAAACAGCUAUUGGAUGAUAUUAAAAUUAAACAAAAUGAAAACGAAAAAACUCGUAAUGAAUUACGUGAAGCUAAAAAAAUGUAUAACGAAGAAAAAUCAAUGCGUAUAUUAGCUGAAAGUAGAGGUAAAACUAUGGAAUGUGUACAAGAUAAUGUUAAAGCUGAAUUAAAAUUAUUAACCGAUAGAGUUCAUGAAAAAAAUGUAGAAAUAGAUUCACUGAAAAAACAGUUAGAUGAAGUUAACUCCAAUUUGAGAGAUAAAAGUACUACAUUCUAUACCUUGCAAAUUGAAUCUGAAAAAGCUACAAAAGAAUUAAAUAGAGUUAAGACUGAAAUUUCUGAAAUAAUUACUCAAAAACAACUUUUGAAAGAAGCCAAUGUUCGAUUAACUGCUCAAUUAGAAGCUAUGGUUGAAGAUUCAAAUGUAAUGCAAAAUGUUAUUUCAAAGUAUAAAAAUGGUAUAAUGGAACAAAAAGUAUAUUAUGAAGAACGUUUAAUUAAAGCAGAUGCUACUAUUCUUCAACAAACAAAGCUUAUUGAUUUCUUGCAAACAAAGUUUGAUGAAGUAACAAAAAAAAAGAGGACUCUUGGUGAUAUGUUGUUUAGUGGUAAAAAUAAAGAAAAUAUUGACCAAAAAGAAAUUGAAUCAUUAUUGAAUUCUGAAAGAAGUAAGUCUAAAGAUCUUGCAACUAAACUUUAUCAGACUCAAGCAGAAUUGAAUAUGAUAAAGACACAAGGUCCGCUGACAACACAUUUAGCACCUACUCGUCUUCAUUUUGAAUCAAAUUCUCCUGCCUACAAUAAAUCUACUAAUUCUGCAGUAUUUCAUAGUUUUGAAGUAAAUAUAUGCAAACGUGGUGGAUUACAAUGUUCAUACUGCAAAAAUGAAAUUAUGAAUGGACAACAAAUUAGUCAAUGUCAAGAAUGUAGAGUAUCAACACAUGUAACUUGUUCACAUGAGUUACGACCUGAUUGUACUCCGUUACCAAAAGAAAAAAUAGCUACUGCACCUGUUAUUAAUGACUCUGAAAAAACAUCUAAAAUUGAUUCAUGGGUGACUAUUUGGGACAAUACAAAACAGAUUUGGGAUCGGAAGUAUGCAAAAUUUGAAAACGGGAUAUUACAAAUUCUUAAUGAUAAAUAUGACAAGCAAUCAUUCUAUACUUUACCAUUAAUGAUGACUUCUAACAUUGUUAAAGUUGUUGAUAUUGCAGAAUCGAAUGAUUCUACAUUUGAUAAAAAUACCAAUGAAGAUUAUGACCAAAUGUUUAAAAUAGAAGUAUACAAUUUGAACUCUGGGUGGAUGACUUUAUUUUUAUACAUAAUUGUAUCAAGCGUGUCUGAAAAAUUAAAAUGGAUAAAUAUAAUUAGAGAAUUCUUAGAAAACAGUGAAUGUAUUGCUCAAGCACAACCUAAUCAUGACUACAAGGAUAUUAUUUACACAUUCCAGAAGGAUAAUCUUAUUAAUGUUAACUGUGUUCAACAAAUAUCACAAAGUGUAUUCUUGUUGGGUGCUGUUGAAGGAUUAUUUUCAGUUCAUAUAAAAACUCAGCAUGAACAAAUUAAACAUGAUCUCAUCCCUAUAAUUGGACCAAAAUUAGUUAAAGAUAUUGUUUUUCUGCCUAAACUACAAUUAGUUUUAAUGAUAGCUGGAUCCACAAAAGAAAUUCUAAAAUGUAACAUGAGAACUGUAACUCUUAAUGCAGAAUUAAGUAUUAUGUCAAAACCUGUUAUUGAAGUAGUACGGAUCAUAGAUGAAAUUCGCCAAAGUCAACCAUCCAAAAGUGGUUUAACAAUGUCAGAACUUAAAGAAGUUAACUGUAUUUCUGCUUCUCGAUGUAAUGAAAUAGUAGCUAUAGGUUCUGAACAUAAUAUUACUGUUUUGAAAUGGCAAGAUACGCAGUUUAUUGUAACAAAAAUUCUAAAAACCAAUGUCUCAACAAAAUGUAUUUGCUUUAUGCCUACUGGAAUUAUAUUUACUACCAAUAGUUUUUAUAAAAUUGAAAUAGAAAAUUUCAGCUGUAAAAGGUUUUUCACAGACUCAAUUGCUAAAUCACAUGAUUAUCGGCCAAUGUUUGUAUGUGAAUUAACAAAAAACAAGGAAUACCUAUUAUGUUAUAAUGUGUAUGGUGUGUUUGUUGAUGCUGAUGGCAAAAAAACACGUAGUGGUGAAAUGAAGUGGCCAUACAGCCCAAAUAGUUUUGCUUUCAAAAAACCAUUUUUAAUAAUUGUAUCUGAAUCUGAAAUUUCUAUUAUAAAAAUCACCCAGUCGUGCUGUAUUGAUGAAGACACAUGGAGUAUUACAUCAACUAAACAACCCAAAGACCAAGUAGUUUUAAACAUUAAUCAUCCUACACUUCUAGGCGGUAGUGAUAUAUUUUUGAAGAAUACAAAUGAUUUCCAAGGUACUUGCAGUAUAUUUCAAUUGGAACCAUCUAAGAUUAUUAGAAAUUCUGUGGCUUCAAGUGAUACUUUAGAUACUUUAGACACACAAGACACAUGUGAUGAAUCAGAGUUCAGUUUUACAUCCUCUAUGUUGGAAAACUUAGAUGAAGAACAAAAACCAGGAGAAAAUACAAAAAAAGUUUGUUUUAGUUCUGAUGUUCAAUACAACAGUACUUAAGUAAUUGUUUUUAUUUAUUUUUAAUCAUAAUUUAUU
Molecule: messenger RNA, 5792 nt
Organism: Sipha flava (yellow sugarcane aphid)
Lineage: Eukaryota; Metazoa; Arthropoda; Insecta; Hemiptera; Aphididae
Product: citron Rho-interacting kinase-like
Exons: 27
Coding region: 462-5756 (1764 amino acids)
Biological process (GO): peptidyl-threonine phosphorylation; actomyosin structure organization
Cellular component (GO): cytoplasm; cytoskeleton
Molecular function (GO): ATP binding; protein binding; protein serine/threonine kinase activity
Source: RefSeq, a predicted model, not a curated record